AUCUUAGAUGACAUGCAUGAACAUGAUGAAUGAUGUAACAUUGCAAGACUGCCAAGAGUCACAAGUAAUGCCGGAUGCAUUUUCAUCCCUUGAUCCUGUGCAGUCAUGGAAGUGAGUGAACAGAACAUCACUGCCCUGUCCAAUUACCUCAGACAAACCAUGUCCCCUGACCCAGCGGUCAGGAAACCAGCUGAAGAUUUCCUUAAGUCUGUUGAAGCUAACAAGGGUUACCCGCUCUUGUUGUUGGAGCUCCUCACUAGGGAGAAAGAGGAGCCCCAGAUCAGGGUAUCUGCAGGCAUCACAUUUAAAAAUUACAUCAAGAGGAACUGGCGUGUGCCACCUGACCAUGAUGAUCUCAUUGAUGAAAAAGAUCGCCUCACCAUCAAGCAACAGAUUGUGGACUUGAUGUUAAGAAGUCCGGAGCAGAUACAGCGACAGCUCAGUGAUGCCAUCAGUAUCAUCGGACGAGAAGACUUCCCUGAUAAGUGGCCGAAUCUUAUUCAGGAUAUGGUGAAUUAUUUUGCAAGCAGGGACUUCCACAUUAUCAAUGGCAUCUUGAGGACAGCGCAUUCGAUCUUUAAAAGGUAUCGCCAUGAAUUCAAAUCGCAAGCACUCUGGACCGAAAUCAAAUUUGUCCUUGACAACUUUGCACAACCUCUUCAGCUGCUUUUUGAGGCCACUAUGAAGUUAGCUCGUGAGCAUGCCAGCGAUGCUAAUGCACUGAAAGUAGUCUUCAGUUCCCUUGUGCUUAUUUGUAAAAUCUUUUACAGUCUCAAUUUCCAGGACCUACCAGAGUUUUUCGAGGACAACAUGAAAUUCUGGAUGGAGAACUUCCUUGUCCUCCUCACAUCUGACAACAAGAUACUAAAGACCGAGGACGAAGAAGAAGCUGGAUUACUGGAACAAGUGAAAUCUCAAAUCUGUGAUAACAUCGCCCUGUAUGCUCAAAAAUAUGACGAGGAGUUUCAGGAACACAUGCCCACGUUCUUGGAAGCCGUGCGGCACCUCUUGGUCACAACGGAUGAAAAAAUGAAAUACGAUCUUCUGGUCAGCAAUGCAAUCCAGUUCUUGGCAUCUGUUGCUGAGCGUCCAAGGAACAAAGAGCUGUUUGCUGAUCCAGAAGCCUUAGCAGGCAUCUGUGGAAAUGUCAUUGUGCCGAACAUGCGAUUCAGAGUGUCUGACGAGGAAUUGUUUGAAGACAAUCCAGAGGAAUACAUAAGAAGAGACAUAGAAGGCUCAGACGUGGACACGAGAAGAAGAGCUGCUAGUGAUCUAGUGAAGGCCUUGUCCAGCAUGCACGAAGAGGUCAUCAUACAACUUUUUACCCAAUAUGUGCAGCAAAUGCUAGCAGAAUACAGUCAAAAUCCAACUCAAAACUGGAAACAGAAGGAUGUUGCUAUCUAUUUGGUAACAUCACUUGCCGCGAAAGCCCAGACACAAAAGCAUGGUAUUACACAGACGAGUGCUUUGGUCAACAUUGGUGAAUUUUACAAAGCCCAUAUACUCCCAGAUCUUCAAGCAACAGAUGUGAAUGAAAGACCACUUUUAAAAGCAGACGCAAUAAAGUUUGUGAUGACAUUCAGGAACCAAUUGACAAAAGAUGAUUUAGUGCAGUGUAUACCCCUCCUUGCAAAUCAUCUGACGGCCAACAGCAUUGUCUGUCAUAGUUAUGCUGCCCAUUGUGUGGAGAGACUCUUCACUGUUCGGAAUGCCACAGGAGGCCCAGCAAUUAGUCGAGAUGAGAUUCUCGGUUCUAUCCAAAAGUUAUUAGAGAAUCUAUUCAGUGCUAUGGAGAAGGAAGGGUCACAAGAAAACGAGUAUGUCAUGAAAGCCAUCAUGAGGACUAUUUCGUUGCUACAAGGCAGCGUUGUCGAUUUCGUUGGUAUAAUCAUGAAGCAGCUGAUGGCGAAACUCAUGUUGGUUUGCAAGAAUCCGAGUAAACCCCACUUCAACCACUACUUGUUUGAAACGCUGUGCGUGUCCAUACGCAACACUUGUAAAGCUACGCCAGAAGCCCUCUGUCACUUUGAGGAGUGCUUGUUCCCAGCGUUUGAGAGGAUUCUCGGUGAAGACGUUCAAGAAUUCUGUCCAUAUGUGUUCCAAAUCUUGUCGAUCAUGUUAGAGAAUCACAAGGGUGCCGUCGACACGUAUAUGAAUGUGUUCCCCCACUUGCUUGUGCCGAUUCUUUGGGACAGACCUGGCAAUAUUCCACCGCUGAUACGAUUGCUGCAGGCUUACAUUGAGAAGGCGUCGCCACUGAUCGAAGAUGAAAAAAUAAAAGGGUUACUUGGUGUGUUCCAGAAGUUACUGGCAUCAAAGACGAAUGACCAUGAAGGAUUCUACCUUCUGAACAGCAUGAUUGAGUUCAUGGGCUUGGAGCGCAUUACACCCGCCCGCGUGAAACAAGUCUUUGUACUUCUCUUUACAAGGCUCACCAGUUCAAAAACAACUAAAUACGUCAAAAGCUUGCUUGUGUUCUUUUCCCUCUUUGCCAUCAAGUGUUCGGCCACGACUCUCAUAGAGAUUAUCGAUUCAGUGCAACCCAAAUUAUUCGCUAUGGUGCUUGAACGUCUGUUCAUCCUCGAAGUGCAGAAGGUAUCUGGAAACAUGGAGAAGAAAAUAUGUGCCGUCGGAAUCACAUUGAUACUCACCGAGGCUCCAGCUAUGAUUACCCAGUAUGAAAACCUGUGGGUACCCCUUCUCCAGGCCCUGAUUGGUUUGUUUGAACUGCCAGAAGAUGACACCGUUCCAGAUGAUGAACAUUUCAUCGAGAUUGAAGACACACCAGGUUACCAGACCGCCUACUCAAAGUUGAUGUUCGCCGGGAAAAAAGUGCACGAUCCAUGUGCAAAUGUUAGUGAUAUGAAGGGGCAAUUGGCAAAGAAUCUGCAGAAGUUGUCGAUUGGACAUCCCGGCAAGUUGACACCAAUGAUCACCUCAGGUCUUCAACCAGAAGCAGCUCAGUUCCUCCAGCACUAUAUGCAGGCUACUAACGUUACACUAGUUUGAAAUCGAGGACCUGGCAAAUCGACGUUGACUCUGUGACAGUAUGAGACUGUUACUACAUGUAACAUUAGGCACACAGGAAGAACCUGUAGUUAGAGAUGAGGAAAUUUGUGCAGCGCCAAGUUAUUUGACUCUUAUGAAGAGUUUACCAGCAACAGAAUUAAGCGUAACCCUUUCAGUGGAGAAUGGAAUAGUAUAAUAUCUCAUCCUAUUAUUGCAUGGCUUGGCUAGGCAACUGAUCAGUUGUUGUCAUGUGUGUUAUUAUUAUACAUGUAAAUGUGCUAUUCAAGACCUCCUGUCUGGCUUAUUAUUUGAUUAUCAUUUUGAAGCGGCCCUUAUUCGGCCUAGCCCCACAUGUGCAACUAGAAGACUAGGCCUACAUGUACAUGUACUGGAAUACCAGGCCUACAUGUAUCAGAAGAGAUGUCCUGAUCACAGAUGUUGCAUGUUUUUAAAAUAUGGAUGUAACGACCUUGCUAUGAAUUCCACCAUAUCCAUCAACAAACAUGUGACAUACAGAAAAGAGUGAGAUAUUAACAGAAAUUUGUUUGGGAGUACAAGGUAAUAAUGAUGAGUAACAUAAUGAAGUAUUCAUUUCGUAUCGCAUACAACUCAGUCUUUUAUGGUACCGUUGAUUCUAAAGAAUUGCUUUCUAAAACUUGCUCUAUUAUCAGGUUUAAAUCGUCAGUCCAGUCCUUUGCUUUUUCGAUGAAACUGCAUAAACCUAUUUGGUGGUAUUUGAAUAUGUGCUUUCCAGUUGUUGAAUAAAGAGAAUGAACAAAUGUA
Lineus longissimus is the source of this 3792-nucleotide messenger RNA. Its product is annotated as exportin-2-like. Bases 106 to 3009 code for a protein of 967 amino acids. The record is from RefSeq and is a predicted model, not a curated record. Gene Ontology annotation, molecular function: small GTPase binding; nuclear export signal receptor activity. Gene Ontology annotation, cellular component: nuclear envelope; cytosol. NCBI's taxonomy places the organism in Eukaryota, Metazoa, Nemertea, Pilidiophora, Heteronemertea, Lineidae. The transcript is spliced from 26 exons. Gene Ontology annotation, biological process: protein export from nucleus; protein import into nucleus.